Pteropus alecto (black flying fox) is the source of this 2344-nucleotide messenger RNA. RefSeq names its product clusterin associated protein 1 (gene IFT38). The record is from RefSeq and is a predicted model, not a curated record. Gene Ontology annotation, biological process: cilium assembly. Lineage: Eukaryota; Metazoa; Chordata; Mammalia; Chiroptera; Pteropodidae. Gene Ontology annotation, cellular component: intraciliary transport particle B; cilium; centrosome. The transcript has 12 exons. The coding region runs from base 236 to 1477 and encodes 413 amino acids.
CGCUUGGAGCUACCCGCCGGGGGCCGGAAUCCCACACCCGCUCCUUCUGCGGGUCGCGUACGUCCCCUGCCUACCGACACCUCGCUUGCACAUGCGUGCGCAGCCUGGCUGGUUUGCCUGUAGUCUUGUUUGGCCCCUGCUGCGCGCCGUCGAGGGCUCCGUGCGUUGCCAUAGAAACUCGUGAGCGCUGAGGGGCGAGUGACGGAGACUCCGGGCUAGUGGGGAUCAGAGCGCCAUGUCUUUCCGCGACCUCCGCAAUUUUACAGAGAUGAUGAGAGCCUUGGGAUACCCUCGACAUAUUUCUAUGGAAAAUUUCCGUACACCAAAUUUUGGACUUGUAUCCGAAGUUCUUCUCUGGCUUGUGAAAAGGUAUGAACCUCAAACUGACAUCCCUUCUGAUGUUGAGACGGAACAAGACCGAGUUUUCUUCAUUAAAGCAGUUGCUCAGUUCUUGGCCACUAAGGCACAUAUAAAACUCAAUACUAAGAAGCUUUAUCAAGCAGAUGGGUAUGCAGUGAAAGAACUAUUGAAGAUCACUUCUGUCCUUUAUAAUGCUAUGAAGACCAAAGGGAUGGAGGGUUCUAAAAUAGGAGAGGACGAUAUCAGCAAAUUCAAGUUUGAUCUUGGCUCAAAGAUUGCAGAUUUGAAAGCAGCCAGGCAGCUUGCUUCUGAAAUCACCUCCAAAGGAGCAUCUCUGUAUGACUUGCUGGGCAAGGAGGUAGAGUUGAGGGAACUGAGAACAGAAGCAAUUGCCAGACCUCUGGAAAUCAAUGAGACUGAAAAAGUGAUGAGAAUUGCAAUAAAAGAUAUUUUGGCACAGGUUCAGAAGACUAAAGACCUACUCAAUAACGUGGCGUCUGACGAAGCUAAUUUAGAAGCCAAAAUUGAAAAGAGGAAAUUAGAACUGGAAAGAAACCGGAAACGACUCCAGACUCUGCAGAGUGUCAGGCCAGCCUUUAUGGAUGAAUAUGAGAAGAUUGAGGAAGAAUUGCAAAAGCAAUAUGACAUUUAUCUAGAGAAAUUUAGAAAUCUAGCUUAUCUGGAACAACAACUCGAGGAUCAUCAUAGGAUGGAGCAGGAGAGGUUUGAGGAAGCUGAAAAUACUCUCCGUCUGAUGCAGAACAAGCUGAAGGAAGAAGAAAAGCGAUUGCUUAAGAGUGGAAGUAAUGAUGACUCAGACAUUGACAUCCAGGAGGAUGAUGAAUCUGACAGUGAGCUGGAAGAGAGACGGCUGUCCAAGCCAAGGACAGCCAUGGAGGUGCUCAUGCAAGGAAGACCUACUAAACGCAUCGUGGGUACAAUGCAAGGUGGAGACUCCGAUGACGAUGAAGACUCAGAGGACAGUGAAAUUGACAUGGAAGACGAUGAAGAAGACGAUGAUGAUUUGGAAGAUGAGAGCAUUUCUCUCUCACCAGCUAAGUCCAGUCGAAGGGUCCGAAAACCUGAGCCCCUAGAUGAGAGUGACAAUGAUUUCUGACCUUCUUGCCAUGGGACCUAGGCAGAUUAAAACCCUCAGAUUUGUAGGUAAACUUAGAAGGUUAGGAAGGAAACGUAUUUUGUUCACUAAGCCACCUAGACUCAUUGUUAAUAAUGUAGUACCUGCUUUUGCUUUAGCCUCCUAUGUUGCUCCAUGAAGCUUAAAUGAGAACCAGAGCAAACCCCUAAGAUGAUUUCUUUGCCUUAUUUAUCUCUUGAAACUUGGAAAUACAUGUUUUCUUAGUGAUUCACAUCUAUAGGACAAAAACUCAAGGAGAAAUAAGUUUCUGUGUAAGUUUUGGCUAUUGUUGUCACAUGUUUCCUCUAAGAUUCAGAGGGACAGACCUCUGAAUACAAGGACUCAUUUUCGUAAUCAUAGGUGAGUGUCUAACUUUUAAUCACUUGUAUAAUUUACAAACUUUUAAUUCUAGCCUUUAUUUCAUUUUAUAGUCUUACUUUCUCCUGCAUGUUUACAACACCAAGCUUGAAUUGUAUUUUACUAAAAUUUUCUGAAUGAAAUUUUGCUAACUUUCUUUGAAAAUCAAGCAACAGAGAGAUGCUCCAGAUUAUAAGUACUUCAUUUUCUAUCAGAAGGCUGACAUUUCUUCUUAGGAAAGCAAAUUAAGGAAAAAGCAUUAAUACAGAUUCAUGUUCAACCAGAAUUGAAUUAGGUAGAGUAACACUAGAAUUUCCUUGUUGUGAAAUGAGAAAUGACAGAUAUGUGGCAUUGUUUUGUUUUUUUAAUAUGGAAAGCACAUAACAGUUUUCAUUUUUCAAUUACAAAGUCAGAAGACUUCUGAAGUUAUCUCUUAAUAAAUGUAUUUAAUACCUUUUUAUAUUAUUAAAUAAGUUUUUCUUGAAAAUACAA